AGAGGAACCAGUGGGAGGCCAGCCUGUACCUUCGAGGAAGCACCAAGGGGCAGCCACGGAGCCAGGAGGAAGCUUCAGCCUGGCCGGUUCACCCAGGAUCAAGCAGGAGCUCAGUGCCCUGGGUUGAGGUGCCCAUCUGAUGAGGAGAUGGCCGAUGCCCAGAAUGUUUCACUAGACAGCCCAGGAAGUACGGGGGCUGUGGCAGUGCCUGUGGUCUUUGCCCUCAUCUUUCUGCUGGGCACAGUGGGCAACGGGCUGGUGCUGGCGGUGCUGCUGCAACCUGGCCCGAGCGCCUGGCUGGAGCCAGGCAGCACUACGGAUCUGUUCAUCCUCAACCUGGCAGCGGCCGACCUCUGCUUCAUCCUGUGCUGUGUGCCUUUCCAGGCCGCCAUCUACACCCUGGAUGCCUGGCUUUUUGGGGCCCUCGUCUGUAAGGCUGUGCACCUGCUCAUCUACCUCACCAUGUAUGCCAGCAGCUUCACCCUGGCGGCUGUCUCGGUGGACAGGUACCUGGCCGUGCGGCACCCGCUGCGCUCGCGGGCCUUGCGCACGCCGCGCAACGCCCGGGCCGCCGUGGGCCUGGUCUGGCUGCUGGCGGCGCUCUUCUCGGCGCCCUACCUCAGCUACUACGGCACCGUGCGCUACGGCGCGCUCGAGCUCUGCGUGCCCGCCUGGGAGGACGCGCGCCGGCGCGCCCUCGACGUGGCCACCUUCGCCGCCGGCUACCUGCUGCCCGUGGCCGUGGUGAGCCUGGCCUACGGGCGCACGCUGCGCUUCCUGUGGGCCGCCGUGGGCCCCCCGGGCGCGGCGGCGGCCGAGGCCCGGCGCAGAGCCACGGGCCGCGCGGGGCGCGCGAUGCUGGCGGUGGCCGCGCUCUACGCGCUCUGCUGGGGACCGCACCACGCGCUCAUCCUCUGCUUCUGGUACGGCCGCUUCGCCUUCAGCCCGGCCACCUACGCCUGCCGCCUGGCCUCGCACUGCCUCGCCUACGCCAACUCCUGCCUCAACCCGCUGGUCUACGCGCUCGCCUCGCGCCACUUCCGCGCGCGCCUCCGCCGCCUGUGGCCCUGCGGCCCCCGCCGCCCCCGCUGCCCCCCGGGCGCCCGCCGCGCCCUCCGUCGCGUCCGCCCGGCGUCCCCCGGCCCCGCCGGCUGCCCCGGGGACGCCCGGCCUCGCGGGAGGCUGGCGGCGGGCGGCGGCUGGGGCGGGGAGCCGGGUCGGGAGCCCGCCCGCGGCGGAGAGCCUGGACGAGCCCUGCCUGCCCCGGGACCGGAAUAAACCUUAUCCGCCUCCA
This is a messenger RNA of Sus scrofa (pig), 1294 nucleotides long. RefSeq names its product galanin receptor 3 (gene GALR3). Gene Ontology annotation, cellular component: plasma membrane. The record is from RefSeq and is a predicted model, not a curated record. Gene Ontology annotation, biological process: negative regulation of adenylate cyclase activity; G protein-coupled receptor signaling pathway. Gene Ontology annotation, molecular function: galanin receptor activity. Lineage: Eukaryota; Metazoa; Chordata; Mammalia; Artiodactyla; Suidae.